Messenger RNA from Scomber japonicus (chub mackerel), 1170 nucleotides. RefSeq lists its product as uncharacterized. The coding region runs from base 68 to 904 and encodes 278 amino acids. Gene Ontology annotation, cellular component: nuclear body. Gene Ontology annotation, biological process: positive regulation of DNA-templated transcription. The record is from RefSeq and is a predicted model, not a curated record. The transcript is spliced from 2 exons. Lineage: Eukaryota; Metazoa; Chordata; Actinopteri; Scombriformes; Scombridae.
UAUACAAGGGAGGUGUUUAUAAUAAGUUGAGACGUUUCAGAGGUACAUUAUUCCCCAAAAAGAAAGGAUGCACAACUGGCAGGAGAACGAGAUUAAAGAACUUCUGACCAUCCGGGGGUCUGAGGCGAUCCGAAACCAGAUCACAGGCACAGUGAAGGACUCUGUAGUUUACAACAAGAUGACCAGACUGCUGGCGGAGAGGGGGGUGUACAGGUCCCACAUGCAGGUCAUCAGUAAAUUAAAGGCGCUGAGGAAGCAAUACCUCAAAUACCACCAGCUGAAGAUCCGCUGCGGGAGCGAUCGAGUCGACUGGCCGUUUUACGAGCAGUGCCACCAGGUCUUCUCCAUCUCCAUCACCCCCUCUGCAAACCCGGUGAAGCGGCAGCGGAGUCCCACACCCCCGUCUGCAUCCACACCUCCAUCACCGCCCCCUCCACCACAGCCCGCUAUGGGUGAUGAGCAUCAGGAGGUUGUAGUCAGUCUCUGGGAUGAAGUGGAUGACGGAGAGAUCCAGAAACAGCUGGGGCCAGUGGAGGUGGAGGAGGACGAGGAGCAGUACAGCUCAUCAGAACAUCUACAGCCCAUCAUGUGCACCGUUCCAUCAAAGAAAAGGAAAACAACGGUGAUGGAGCAGGUCUCUACGUUGGUGUCGGCGACGGUCACCCAGCUCAAAGAGAUGGACGCCGCCAUGCAGGCUCAGGAAGACGCACGGCUGCAGAGGUUAAUGGACCACGAGAAGGAAAUGCAGAACAGUCUAAUGAGUCAGCUCGUAAACAUGCACGAAAGGAUCAGUCGAGAAAACCACGAGAGACACCUGGAGCUGGUGGACAGGAUACUCUCUAGGUUCCCCUCACCUUCACCACCUUCAGCACCUUCAGCUCCUUCAGCACCUUCGGACCACUGACUGACUCUUCCUGUGUGAGUGACGGCAGCCUACGACAGGAUUAAUCAGGUUUAGGGAACACUUCUGUCUCUCUCCUCCUCCAGCUGACCAGUGCCUAAACCCACAUUUCUUUUAUUUUCACUGUAUUUCUUAACGAUGUAUGGAAACAUAAUGAACUGACAUCAUCUGUCUUUGCCUUUAACCUCAACACUACUCAUGCUGCAGCUCUUCAUGCUCUAUUCUGAUUCGUUGCUCAUACAAUUACUAAUACAAUCACUAUCAGUGGA